AUGGUCGGCGGGCACGAGAGCUUCGGGGCGUGGUCGCUGAAGAAAGCGCCCGCGCUGACGUGGUCCGAGGGUGAUAACUGGGUCUCCGAGGACGUCGAGCUCCCCGUGGACGGCGUGUUCGUGUACAAGUACGUCGUGACGGACGCGCAAGACGCGGGCAAGCCGGUGGCGUGGCAAAAGGGGAACAACCAAGUUUUGGUUCUCUCCGCGUCCGACGCGCCGCUGCUCAUCGUGCAAGACGACUGGAUCGGCGACCCCGCGAAGAGCUACACGUCCGCGGAGGACGGCAGCGAUAAGAUGCUGAGCGAGCAGCGACUGGUGCAGAGGAUCGGCGACGCGGACGCGGCGCUGCAUCAGUCGAGACUGGACGUGAUGGAUCUGAAGGUUGAGGUGAAAACCGCGCAGUUGCAAUCCGCGGCGUUGCGAGAGGAAGCGCGGUUAAGUAGCAACGUGCGUUUGAAGCUCAAGCAGCAGCUCAGCGCGGAGAAGAAGCGGAGCGAGGUGCUCGAGCAGCAGGUGUUCGAGUGGAAGAACAAGUUCAAGACCUUGGGCCCGGGGAAGGAGAAGAAGGAUAAGAAGGAUGAGAAGGACUCGGGCGCGACGAAGAAAAAUGCCGCGGCGGCGGCGGCGAAGGCGCCGCCGACGCCGCCGACGCCGCCGAAGGCGCCGCCGGCGCCCAAACCCGCGAGCUCGGAGGAGAAGAGCCGGUGAGUGAGCGAUGCGAUCAUCGGCGAGGCGACUUGGUGAUGAUUCGACCGCGAAAGACUCGCGGGCGCGCGUCGAGAACGUUCCCGCGCCGCGCGUCGAGUCGCGCGAAUGCAUUGCAUUAAAUACACGCUGAGGUUGGCGCUCC
Molecule: messenger RNA, 853 nt
Organism: Micromonas pusilla CCMP1545
Lineage: Eukaryota; Viridiplantae; Chlorophyta; Mamiellophyceae; Mamiellales; Mamiellaceae
Product: carbohydrate-binding module family 20 protein
Exons: 2
Coding region: 1-711 (236 amino acids)
Cellular component (GO): membrane
Molecular function (GO): starch binding
Source: RefSeq, a predicted model, not a curated record